Messenger RNA from Amborella trichopoda, 573 nucleotides. RefSeq lists its product as uncharacterized. Lineage: Eukaryota; Viridiplantae; Streptophyta; Magnoliopsida; Amborellales; Amborellaceae. Gene Ontology annotation, biological process: root development; shoot system development. The record is from RefSeq and is a predicted model, not a curated record.
AUGCGCCAAUUGGAUGGACUUCUUCAGUUACAACUUUCCCGGGAAGUCCUACGACGACAUGAUGAGUUUGUUAGCGAGAUGCUUGAUGACACUCUUAAAUUGCUAGGCGUUUGCAGUAGGAUGAGAGAUGUUAUACCCUACAUUGGAGAGCAACAUCGAGGCCUCCUAUCCGCUCUCCGUAGGAGGGGCUACAUUAGCUUGGAUUGCCAAAUUGGGGCCUAUAUCUCAGCCCAAAAGAAGAUGACAAAGGUUUCGGCCCAAUGCCUUGGCACAUUGAAGAAAGACCACAAGCCACAACACCAACAAUCUACUCAACACAAUGAGGUCCUCUGUGAAUUGAGGCAAGUUGGAUCUAUCACCACUUUGCCUAAUGGGCAGUGGGAGAGUACAAAAGUGGCUCUCAAUGCCCUCUGCACCAGCUCUGGCAAGGUUGAUGACUUGCGUGUGAAGGAUGCCCGAAGACAACUAGAGUCAUUGGAUGAAUGCAUAACCAACAUUGAUGAUCAGUUUGGGUGCAUCAGCAGUCACCUGAUUCGAACCCGUGUUGCCCUCCUUAACAUCCUAACAAUAUAA